Molecule: messenger RNA, 1395 nt
Organism: Phaedon cochleariae (mustard beetle)
Lineage: Eukaryota; Metazoa; Arthropoda; Insecta; Coleoptera; Chrysomelidae
Source: the annotation of a GenBank genome assembly
AUGAGCUUGAAAUUUCCAAAAAUCAUUCAUAUCAGUGAUAGGGGAAUACUAUCUCUCACAAACAGGUUUUAUGACUAUUCGAAUGAACUCAUUUUGGGAAGAUUUUAUAUAAGGAAGAUUUUAUUGGGUCUCAACACCAACAAAGCUUGUGGCUCCGACGGAAUUCCACCGAUUGUUCUCAAGAAAUGUGCUCCCGAACUAACAUCUGUUCUCUGCAAGUUGUUCAACUACUCUUACAAAUUGGGGAUAUUCCCGUCCAACUGGAAAAUUGCAAGAGUACAACCAGUUCCCAAAAAAGGCAAAAAGACCCUACCUAGCAACUACAGAACGAUCGCACUGCUAUCUAUUAUUUUAAAGAUCAUGAAGAAAGCUAUCAACAUCGAGCUCAUGAAAUACCUGGAACAUUCAGGUAUUAUCAACGAUAGGCAAUAUGGCCUCCGUCAUCAGAGAUCAACUGGUGACCUGCUCUCACAUAUAUGGCAGCAAUCUAUUGAAAAAUAUGGUGAAACCUUAGCCGUGGCACUUGAUAUCACCAAAACAUUCGAUCGAGUCUGGCACCACGGACUCCUCGCCAAGCUUCCAUCAUAUGGCUUGCCUCCCCAGCUAUAUCCAGGAACUUCAACAGCAGCUGAUUCUGAAAUUGAGAUAAAAGACCUGCCAAAAUGCAAGAAAUGUCAACAUUUAGUUAGGCCAUAUAUUGUUUGGUUUGGAGAAAACCUGGAUGCAGAUGUAAUGAGAAGAUCAAAGGACCUCAUUGAAAGUUGCGACUUAUGCUUGAUCAUCGGCACAUCAUCGGUAGUAUAUCCUGCCGCCAUGUUCGCUCCUCGUGUCGCCGAAAGAGGGAAGCCUGUUGCUGAGUUCAACAUGAACGAAGAACCUGCAGAUGGGGAGUUCGCUUUCCAUUUUCCCGGCCAGUGCGGAACUACUCUUCCCAAGGCGCUUGGAAUCGCGUCAGAAUGACAGUCAUGGCCUCAGAGUAACCAUAUCUUUUCAACUUCAGAUUGAGAUUUAUCAUUUUGAAAAUGAGAAUAAUCAUCGUCAAAUUAAAUUGUUCAAUACUCUGAAUAAUAUUCAAGAAUAAAAAUAUUUAACCAUUAUAUAGUAUUAGCGAAUCAAAAAGUGUCGACGCCGCACCUGGUGGUGAAAUUGUAAACCUACCUAAUGCGUAAUCGGUGAUGGAUGCAUCGUAUGAUUUAAGUAGUAAUCGUCUUUGUUUUGGGUGUGUAUUCCAUAUCAUUAACUCACUGAGCUCAAAAACGAAUGGACCACACCGAUUCACUGUACAAAAAAGGUACCUACAUUACCUUAUCGGUAGUUGAGUAGUUAAUAGGAAUACAAUCAUGAUCUUGGUUGUUCUAUCGAUUUUUUUCAUAUUUAUUUGCGAUUAUAAAUAUA